AUGGUUUUAUUUAUUAUAGCUGGUGCAACCCGAUUUAAGCACUUAGAUAAAAAUUUAGCAGCUCGAUUACGUACUCAUCUAUGUAAUUAUGCACGAGAUACAAAAGGCUUUCAAUAUGCAUUUAUACAAACAUGUCAUCCAGCAACACGUCAUAUCUACGUUAAAAACAUGAAUGGAAAAGAAAUGACAAUUGUUGAUCCAGCAACUUGGCUAUGGAAAAAGAAAGAUGAUGGUUUAUCACAGCCAUUUAAAGAUUAUCAAGGUGGGCCUGUUGUCAAUAUUCUUGUCAAACUGAGCGAACUAAAAUAA
Molecule: messenger RNA, 309 nt
Organism: Rotaria sp. Silwood1
Lineage: Eukaryota; Metazoa; Rotifera; Eurotatoria; Philodinida; Philodinidae
Source: the annotation of a GenBank genome assembly